AUGCAAUUACGUGAGAUUGUGUGGUUUUGUGGUUGUUUGGUAGUUGGUUUGGUGAACGGGGCUCCACGCGUGCAACGAUCGACGGACGAAGCGGCCUCUAGUUAUUUCUACUUCAGUCGUUCACCGGGACAUUCUAUACAUCUCGGGACACCGUUCGAUGGACUGCCAGCGAUUCCAACGCUAACGGAGACUAAAUAUAUCCCCUCGGUGCAUGUGCAUCGUGAUGAAGACAGUGGAAAGCACCAGGGAAAAGGUUUGUUUGAGAGUGGUGAGGAAGAGGAUGAUCAUGCGGCGUACCGAGUAGUGGAACAUGAUCACGAAGAGGAAGGUGGUUCUUCGUACGAUGAAGACCACCAUGCAAAAAAGGGCGGAAAGUCGGACACCGGGUACGAUAAGAAGCACUCGCUAGAUCAUGGCAGUAAGGGAAGUUAUGGCAAGGAAGAUCACAAGGAGCACUACGCACACGAUGGCGACCGGAAGCAUGCGCACCAUGAUGAAGGCUCGCACUACCAUGACCACCAUGCGGAAGCGAAACGUACCAAGGGUGGCAAACAUCACGAGAAGAAGCACCACAAGAAGGGUUCCAAGACGACGGGCUACCACAACGUGUACCACAAGGAUGAGUAUAAGAAGGAGCACGUGUUUUACGACACCAGCGACCACAGUGGACAAUUCAAGAAGUACGGUUCGUCCCACGAACAACACUCAAACGAGGCAGGUCAGCACGCCAAGGGUGGACACGAGGAUCGGGCCCAUCAGGAAAGCUCGCACAAGAAGACUGGCGGCAAGCAGCACGGUUCGUACGACGAACAUCACGGUGCAUUCAAGAAUGGGCACGGACAGGAGGAACACCAUUACGACGUAUCAGGGUACGGCCACAAGCAUGGUCACACCGGACUGGGUGAACGUGGUUACAAGAUUAUCCACCCUUAA
Anopheles marshallii is the source of this 933-nucleotide messenger RNA. RefSeq names its product histidine-rich glycoprotein-like. The record is from RefSeq and is a predicted model, not a curated record. The transcript has a single exon. Bases 1 to 933 code for a protein of 310 amino acids. Lineage: Eukaryota; Metazoa; Arthropoda; Insecta; Diptera; Culicidae.